UCGAUCGGAGACCAGUUGAUCAUUGUCCCCACACUUUGAACCAGUACACAUUGGAAACCCGUCCGGAACCAAGCAACUAACUCCAAUCGAUCGACAUGUGUUGGAAAAGAACAACGUACCUGUGCAGUUUCCUCUUUUUCGUGAGUAUCACUCUACCAACCCAUCUUUUGGCUUCGUCGGCGGAGAACGAAACUGAAACCGAGCAAGGUCGGUUCCUUCUUUGGGGCAGACCGAUUCUGAUUGUCCCACCGACGUCGCCUACCCGUCAUCAGCUUAUCUCCGGUAUUGGUGUUCCGCUGUCGGCGCAAGAAUCUAUAACUUUCGGAUGGGUAUUUAAAGCUCAGUACUUUCUGCCGACCCAGCUCUCUAAUCUUAGGCCAAAUUUGUGGGCAGGAUGGAACGAUACUCGACGAUCGCUGGAGAAACGCGAAGCGGUAACCAUGAUGCCUGACCAACACUACGAGAAGUAUACGGCAACGGAUGUUAAAGUGGAAACGGAGCAGUUACCAGAUGAAGAGGAAGCGAUUGACGGAAGUGAUGAGUACGAUGAUGAUUUUGAAGAUGGAGACGAUAACUACUGGUUGGAUGAGGAAGAAGAAAAAAAGUUUCAGGAGGUGAAUGACAUGCACCCCCCGGCUGAUACACAUCCACCAGAAGACGGUUAUAGUACGGAACACUCUCGCUGGACGGCGUACAAAGUGAUGGAGAAGAUGGGGGAGAGUUACGGAUUCGGAGGACGAGCCUGUAUGUUACGCAGUAUAUGCGAAGCUGCUGCGGCAGAGUUCACCCACACGGGUGGAGUGUUUGCCGAGCUGUUUCAUAUUGUGUUUACACCAUCGACAACGGCGGAACCGCUUUCGGAGCACCGUGACAACGAGUACUACCGAGCUGAACAGCUAGGACGAGAGGGAGCCCCUUGCAAGCAAGUAUUUCAAGAGUGCAAAAACACGAUACUUGACGUUUUCACCGGUGUGCAUGACCCAGUUACCAAUGCGCUCGACGUGGCGCAUAACAAGUUGCGACAAGCGAUUAUGAAGUAGUACUACUAAUAAAAAGACUGAUACUCUAGUAUAAGAAAAUUGUAAUCUUGUACAUAAUAGGGCAACUAUAUUAUUUCUAACUAAUAUUUACUUAUCUCACCUGGUUAUCCAAUUAUAUCUAAGAAAACAGA
This is a messenger RNA of Topomyia yanbarensis, 1171 nucleotides long. RefSeq lists its product as uncharacterized. The coding region runs from base 96 to 1040 and encodes 314 amino acids. The record is from RefSeq and is a predicted model, not a curated record. The transcript is spliced from 2 exons. Lineage: Eukaryota; Metazoa; Arthropoda; Insecta; Diptera; Culicidae.